AUGGGCGUGCGGUCGCAGGCGAGGGGCGACGCGGCGGCGGAGAAGCUGCGGGCCGAGUUCCCGAACGCAAAGAUAUCGGUGUGGAUCGUCGACAUGGCGUCGUACGACUCGGUCCGCGCGUUUGCGGCCAGGUGCGAGUCGGACCUUGACCGCAUCGACUCGGUCAUACUCAACGCGGCGCUGUAUACGCCGGACUUCUCCGUGGCGGAGGAGACGGGCCACGAGCUCACCCUGCAGGUCAACUACCUCUCCACGGCGUUCUUGUCGCUGCUGCUGGUGCCAGUCCUCAAGGCCAAGAAGAAGGCGGCGGGUGCGUCGCCGCCGGUGCUCAGCGUCGUUGGGUCCGACUCAGCGUACAUGACGACGCUGCUGUCGACGGACCCGGUGCUGCCCGCGCUGGACAAGCCCGAGAACUUAUCGAUGUUUGACAGUUAUUCGAGGUCGAAGCUGCUGCUGGUCUUCUUUGUGGCCAAGCUCGCGGAGCACGUCGACCCGGCCGACGUAAUCAUCAACUAUCCCAACCCGGGCUUGGUCAGGGGGACCGAGAUCGGCCGCUCGAAUUCCACGCUGAACAAGAUUGCUUUCCUGGCCGUAUCCUACCUCCUUGGGAGGGUGCCCGACGUCGGAGCUUCCAUAUAUCUCUAUGCCGUGUUCAACUACGGCGCCGAGGGUCAUGGUAGUUUCAUCAGCGACUGGACCAUCAAACCAUAUCCCCCAGUGUGGUACACUGAAGAAGGAAAGCAGGUACAGACCAGGCUAUGGGAAGAGACCAUCAACGAGUUGAAGCCAGUCGGUGCACCAGCACCGUGA
This is a messenger RNA of Pyricularia pennisetigena, 810 nucleotides long. RefSeq lists its product as uncharacterized. Bases 1 to 810 code for a protein of 269 amino acids. The transcript has 2 exons. The record is from RefSeq and is a predicted model, not a curated record. Lineage: Eukaryota; Fungi; Ascomycota; Sordariomycetes; Magnaporthales; Pyriculariaceae.